This is a messenger RNA of Morchella importuna, 216 nucleotides long. RefSeq lists its product as uncharacterized. The record is from RefSeq and is a predicted model, not a curated record. The transcript has 3 exons. The coding region runs from base 1 to 216 and encodes 71 amino acids. NCBI's taxonomy places the organism in Eukaryota, Fungi, Ascomycota, Pezizomycetes, Pezizales, Morchellaceae.
AUGGGGUUCUUUGAUAAACUGCAUGCAAAGUACGAGUUGUAUAAAUUAGAACAGCGCUACACCAAGCGUAAAAGAAGAACCACCUUCAUCUCGGACGCCAAAUAUGUCGAUGGUGAAUACGUAUACAACUCAUACCAGCCAGCCAGCCCCCAAAAGAGCAGCUUCCGCGUCUCGGAGACGGGCUCAUCGAGUCGGCGAGGCUCAAACAACAGUUAG